This is a messenger RNA of Cloeon dipterum, 3057 nucleotides long. It is a transcript of the gene Cse1, whose product is annotated as chromosome segregation 1. The record is from RefSeq and is a predicted model, not a curated record. Bases 100 to 3006 code for a protein of 968 amino acids. Gene Ontology annotation, biological process: protein export from nucleus; protein import into nucleus. Gene Ontology annotation, molecular function: nuclear export signal receptor activity; small GTPase binding. Gene Ontology annotation, cellular component: nuclear envelope; cytosol. Lineage: Eukaryota; Metazoa; Arthropoda; Insecta; Ephemeroptera; Baetidae. The transcript is spliced from 17 exons.
ACGCUAAAGAAAUAGAAAAUGUGCUAAACUUUCAUUGUUUGUGAUUAUUUUCGCAUAUGUAAUAUUUCUCAAACUGUGACAGGCAUCAAUAAGAGUGAAAUGGAGUUAAACGAUAGCAACUUGCAGACAUUGUCUGGAUACCUGAUGCAAACACUGUCGCCUGAUGCUGCAGUGAGGAGACCAGCUGAAAAGUUUUUGGAGUCGAUAGAAGGAAAUAAAAAUUACCCCCUUCUCCUUCUUCACUUGGUCAACAAGCAGGACUUGGAUUUAAGUAUAAGAACAUCCGGAGCAAUUGUCUUCAAAAACUUCAUAAAGCGCAAUUGGGAGAUCGUUGAUGACCAAAACAAGAUUCACGAGGAUGACCGCGCCAGCGUGAAGGCUUUCAUUGUUGACUUGAUGCUUGGAUCUCCCCUCAACAUACAAAAGCAGCUAAGCGACGCAAUUUCCAUCAUUGGCAAAUUUGAUUUCCCCAAUAAAUGGACUGACCUCCUGAGCAAACUCACUACUAAGUGCGAGACUGGCGACUUCAAUAUUAUAAAUGGAGUCAUGCACACUGCCCAUUCACUUUUCAAACGAUACAGAUACGAGUUUAAAUCACAAGAACUCUGGAUGGAAAUCAAGAUGGUGCUGGAUGGAUUUGCGCCAACACUGACAGACUUGUUCAAUAAAACUGUUGGACUAACUGCUGCGCACAAAGACAAUCUCGUUGCAAUGAGAACACUCUACAGCUCUUUGACCAUAAUGUGCAAAGUUUUCUGCUCUCUUAACUCUCAGGACUUACCUGAGUACUUUGAAGACAACAUUGCUCUGUGGAUGGGUCAUUUUCAUACUUUGCUGGUUGUGCAGGAGCCAAGCCUUGAAACUGAUGGCGAUGAAGAGGUUGGGAUCAUGCAGGAAUUGAAAUCUCAAAUAUGCGAUAAUAUUGCCAUGUAUGCUCGAAAAUAUGAUGAAGAGUUUGGCGCCUACCUACCUGGAUUUGUCACAGAUAUUUGGGGGUUGCUCAUAUCCUUAGGCCCUCAACCAAAAUAUGAUUUGCUCGUGAGCAACGCCCUGCAAUUCCUCGCAUCGGUGGCUGAUCGUCCCACUUACAGCAAACUCUUUGAAGACACAAAUGCUCUCACCAGCAUUUGCGAGAAAGUCGUCAUUCCAAACAUGGAAUUUAGAACAUCAGACGAGGAACUGUUUGAGGACAACCCCGAAGAGUACAUCAGGAGGGAUAUUGAAGGCUCUGACGUGGACACCAGGAGAAGAGCUGCUUGUGACUUGGUGCGAGCGCUCUCUCAUCACUUUGAAGCCAAAAUGACGGAAAUUUUCUCUGCCUACGUCAUGGCCAUGCUGGCCAAGUAUGAGCAGAACCCUGCCACCAACUGGAAGUGCAAGGACUCUGCCAUUUACAUGGUCACAUCUCUCGCUGCCAAGGGCCAGACGCAGAGGUCAGGGAUCACGCAAAUCAACGAGCUGGUCAACCUGACUGAUUUUGCAUCAAAGUAUAUAAUACCUGAGAUUGACAAUGCUGACGUGAACAAGAUACCAGUCAUCAAAGCAGACUGCGUCAAGUACCUCAUGGUCUUCAGGUCUCAGCUGCCAGGGCAGAUCAUGCUGGGAGUAGUUCCGAGGCUGAUCAAUUUGCUUGGAUCUUCUUCUCCUGUUGUGCACAACUAUGCUGCGAUCACAACUGAGAAAAUCCUUCUCCUCCGUGGACAGAAUAACGGACCUCUGGUCACCUCUGAUAUGCUUGCACCUGUUGCUGGGCAACUGUUCAAAAACCUCUUUGCUUUGACCAGCAUCGCUGGUGCUGAAGAGAAUGAGUACGCUAUGAAAGCUUUGAUGAGAAGCAUUUCAACACUUCAGGGAAAUGUCAUGCCUUUCUUACCUGAAAUCUUGACAAAAUUGACUGAAAGGCUGAGAAUUACAGCGCGCAAUCCAAGCAAACCCCACUUUAACCACUAUCUCUUUGAAACUCUAAGCCUGGCAAUCAGGAUUGUCUGCAAAUCCAAUCCAGGGGCCGUUCCGAGUUUUGAGGACGUUCUGUUCCCUAUCUUCCAAGAAAUCUUACAAGCAGAUGUUCAAGAAUUUGUCCCGUACGUGUUCCAGCUGCUUUCCCUUCUGCUGGAAUUGCGCCCAUCUGGCACUAUUCCUGACUCAUACAUGGCACUCUUCCCCUGUCUGAUGAUGCCAGUGUUGUAUGAGCGUCCUGGAAAUAUUGGACCUCUGAUUCGGCUUCUCCAAGCGUUCGUUAGCAGGGGAGCAGCUCAAAUUUCCUUAGAUCAAUUGCCCCCACUUCUAGGAAUUUUCCAGAAGUUGAUUGCGUCCAAAGCAAAUGACCACGAAGGUUUUUACCUGGUGCAAACCAUUUUUGAGCAUUUCCCUCAAUCUGCGCUGGAGAAGUACAUCAAGCAGAUAUUCAUAAUUCUUUUCCAACGCUUGUCCUCGUCAAAGACUACAAAGUUCAUCAAAAACCUGAUUGUAUUUUUGUGCCUCUUCUCCAUCAAAUAUGGUACUGCUAAGACGGUGGAACUCGUCGAUAGUCUGCAGCACCAGAUGUUUGGCAUGGUGUUGGAAAGGAUCAUCAUCCCAGACUUGCAGAAGGUUUCGGGAACGAUGGAGAGGAAAAUUGCUGCAAGUGGCGUUAUUGCCCUCUUGUGCAACUGUCCACCACUCAUUGAGGGAUCUUAUUCUCAAUUCUGGGCUCCUACCCUAGAGGCAUUGCUGAAAUUAUUUGAACUACCUGAAGAUGAAAGUCUGCUCCCUGAUGACCACUAUAUUGACGUUGAGGACACUCCGGGAUACCAGGCAGCCUAUUCCAGACUCGCUUUCGCUGGUGACCGGGUCCAAUCAAAUAUUGCAGACAUUGACAACCCCCAGUUGCAUUUGGCCACUUGUCUCUACAAGCUGACAGCAGCCCACCCUGGCAGGUUUGGCCCAAUCAUCUCUCAGGGAUUGCAGGCUGAUGCCCAAAUGGUUCUUAACCGCUAUCUUCAGUCAGCAAAUUUAUCCUUGUGUUGAUGUGUCAAGGGACUGGAGACUUUUGUUAUUAAAUCAUCCAUUAUAAGCUUA